Messenger RNA from Balaenoptera ricei (Rice's whale), 422 nucleotides. Its product is annotated as RNA guanine-N7 methyltransferase-activating subunit-like protein. Lineage: Eukaryota; Metazoa; Chordata; Mammalia; Artiodactyla; Balaenopteridae. The record is from RefSeq and is a predicted model, not a curated record. The transcript has a single exon. Gene Ontology annotation, molecular function: RNA binding. The coding region runs from base 66 to 422 and encodes 118 amino acids. Gene Ontology annotation, biological process: RNA 5'-cap (guanine-N7)-methylation.
GCCGGAGAUCUAAACAAUCUAAACAUUAAACAGUACAGCUGCCUCAAAUCCCUGGGAAUUUCAGAAUGACUGACACUUCUGAAGCUGUUCCAAAUUUUGAAGAGAUGUUUGCCAGUAGAUUCAAAGAAGAUGACAAAGAGUACCAGGAAUACCUGAAACGCCCUCCUGAGUCCCCUCCAAUUGUUGAGGAAUGGAAUAGCAGAGCUGGUGGGAACCAAAGAAAUAGAGGCAAUCGGUUGCAAGAUAACAGACAGUUUAGAGGUAGGCAUAGCAGACGGGGGUGGCCAAGUGACAAUCGAUCCAAUCAGUGGCAUGGACGAUCCUGGGGUAACAAUUACCCACAGCACAGACAAGAACCUUACUACCCCCAUCAAUAUGGACAUUAUGGUUACAACCAAUGGCCUCCCUAUGGCUACUACUGA